Lynx canadensis (Canada lynx) is the source of this 3721-nucleotide messenger RNA. It is a transcript of the gene HPS4, whose product is annotated as HPS4 biogenesis of lysosomal organelles complex 3 subunit 2. The coding region runs from base 544 to 2652 and encodes 702 amino acids. The record is from RefSeq and is a predicted model, not a curated record. The transcript has 14 exons. Lineage: Eukaryota; Metazoa; Chordata; Mammalia; Carnivora; Felidae. Gene Ontology annotation, biological process: vesicle-mediated transport.
AUCACCGCGCGCCAGCUCUCCGGGAAUCGUAGGGGGCGGCAGGCGCUGGCGGCGCGUGAUCCUCGGGCCUGUCCGCCGCGCGAGACCAAGGCACUGAUGUUUGAACAGGCAGCUUCACAGUGUUUAAAAGAAUCUUCCAAAUGGCUUUGAAUCAGACAAACUAGAAAAUCGCUUCGGAACACCGCCUUCAGCAUGCAUCUCCCCCCUUGGGCUUUCCUGGCCAGGAGCUUUUUGAAGAGUCCAUUCUGCAGGGAGCCAGAAUGCUGAUCCUCAUGGAACCAGCUUAGUGGAUUUGACUUUCUGGUAGAUUUCUCUCGCUUUAUUAGAUUCUCUCCCAGAGUUCUAAGAGGCAUGGAGGUAUUCAUGGCACCGAAGAGCCUGCGAGGAAGGAAGUAGCACUUUCAUGCUGCGUGAAAACCAAGCAGGUGACAGUUGUGGCUGAAAACACUUAAAUCUCUCACAUCUGGAUUUACUGCUGGGGCGCAAAAAGCAAUACUGGACAAGAAAACCCAAAUAAGUAGAAUGAGGGCCACUGGCAAGUAAAUGGCCACUUCUACCUUGACGGAGCCGACGUCAGCCUCCUGGUGGAAUUAUUUUUUCCUUUAUGAUGGUUCAAAGGUGAAGGAAGAAGGCGAUCCGACGAGGGCUGGCAUUUGUUAUUUCUAUCCUCCUCAGACUCUGCUUGACCAGCAGGAGUUGCUCUGUGGACAGAUUGCGGGCGUGGUGCGCUGUAUUUCUGACCUCUCCGCCUCAGCUCCCACCCUCGUUCGUCUGCGGAAACUGAAGUUCGCCGUAAAGGUUGACGGAGAGUACCUUUGGGUGCUGGGCUGUGCUGUGGAGCUCCCCGACGUUAGCUGCAAGCAGUUUCUGGAUCAGCUCAUUGGUGUCUUUAAUUUUUACAAUGGACCCGUCUCUCUGGCUUACCAGAACCGUUCUCCAGAAGACCUGCACGCUGCUUGGGACACCUUCAUUGCUCAAGUCCUAAAGAACACCAGUGACCUGCACAAGAUAUUCAACUCCCUCUGGAACCUGGACCGAACUAAAGUGGAGCCCCUGUUGUUGCUGAAGGCAGCCCUCAUUCUGCAGACGUGCCAGCGCUCGCCUCACAUUCUGGCCGGCUGUAUCCUCUACAAGGGACUGAUUGUUAGCACCCAGCUCCCACCAUCCCUCACGGCUAAGGUCCUGAUCCAUCCAGCUGCACCUCGGGACCAGAGAAUACCUGCAGGAGGGGGUGCCCUGCAGGAACAUGGAGCGGCACUCCCUGCAAAUGUCCAGAUCAUGCCUGUGUUCCUGACCGAAGAGGAAGCCAUCAGUCUCCACGAGUUCCCAAUGGAGCAGGAAACGAGCUUGGCUGCCCCGCCGGCCGGACUCCAGGAGCACUCAGCCCAGCGUUGGAGCACAUCUGCCCCCACCGAAAACGCCACUGGCCACGUGGGAUCUGCGGCCUGGACGUUGGCAACCACUCCCGAGCCUACGGGUCCUGACGUAGCAUGGCCAGAUGGCAAGGGGGAGAACAGGCGCUUGCCUGGCCAUGAUCUGGAGAACGUCAAGCCUGCAAGACAGCACAGCCCGGCCAGGGACAAGGGUCCUGGUCUCCGCGGCUCCCUGGCGAGGGAACCUCGUCUGCCCUGGGCGGAGGAGGAACCGGACUUGUCUGAGAUCCACAUUCCAGAAGCUCGGGAAACAGGAAUGUGCCCGGGUUAUUUUGCCCUCCCGAGUACGUGUGCCCCAGAUGGUGGCAGUCCUUGCUUUGAGGAAUGUGCCAGUGACUCUGGCAGCCAGGAACCCAAGCCGCCUGAUGCCCUCAGCAGCUUCCUGUCUCUGUCCACUCCUGAGAUCCCCCCCCAGAACAGAGCCCUGGAGCGGCACAACGACCUUCCAGGGGACAGCAGCCCAGCCCCCUCUCCCAGGGAAGACCGCCUCCCUGGAAGGACGAGCAGGCCGUGGUCAUGGCCUUGCUCAGACUCGAGGCAGGAAGGAACCAUGCUUCCCGUGGGCGAACGAGGCACAGAGCAGCCUGUUGGGGUUCGUGACAGCCGCUCAACACCCGGCGGCUCUGACUUGGCAGAGUCUCAGGACGACGGUCCCUCUGCAGACAGAAAUGACCCGAGGUCAGCCCCCACAUCCCAUGAGGGGCUUGUGCCGAUGAACCUCUACACCCACGAUGUCAACGGGCUGGUGCUGUCCCUGCUGGCCGAGGAGCCGCUGCUGGGCGACGACGCAGCCAUCGAGGAGGUGUACCACAGCAGCCUAGCGUCCCUGAACGGGCUGGAGGUCCACCUGAAGGAGACGCUGCCCAAAGACGCCGCUGCCUUCCCCAGCAGGACGUACAACUUCACGCAUUAUGACCGCAUCCAGAAUGUGCUGACCACGAACCUGCCACAGGUGGCCACCGCCCAGGACCGCCGCUUUCUCCGGGCCGUCGGCCUCAUGCACUCGGACUUUGCCCGGCUGCCUGCGCUGUAUGAGAUGACCAUCAGAAACGCCUCCACGGCCGUGUACGCCUGUUGCAGCCCCGUCCAGGAGACCUAUUUCCAGCAGCUGGCGGUGGCGGCGCGGAGCUCCGGCUUCCCGAGCCCGCAGGACGGCGCCUUCAGCCUCCCCGGCAAAGCCAAGCAGAAGCUGCUGAAGCACGGGGUGAACUUGCUCUGAACCGGGCCGCGGCAGGAAGUUCAUCACCCCAGGAGAGGAUGAGCAAGUCGAAUAGCAAAGAAGUUGCGCCUUCUUGAAAGUCCCUCUGUUCUAGUUUCCUCGGCACAUUCCCCUUGUAGGAACAUGAUGAUACGUGCGUGCGUAUCACUCCUUUUGUAGGUUGGGGCUUGAGCGGGUAGUUCUUUGGGUCAGCGGACCUAGAGCAUGCAAUAAAGGGCUUUGUUACGCUGGCCAGGUUGCGGCCGGGCCGGGUGCUUUUGGCUCCCAACCAAAGAGGGGCAGGGCCAGGUAGUUGUCCCGUCACACGCGGUCUUGGGCACCUGUCACUUUUCGCUGCUAUUGCAUCUGGACCCUAACUAGUACCACGAGCAUUUUCUCUGCAACCCUGUUGUCCUGAGUCCAGGGGGCGGUGUGAGGCAGGGCUGCAGGGGGUAGGAUUUGUCAGCCAGCAGACCGAACCCCCACGCCUCAGGUAGGUGUUCUUUGGAGUGGCCCCCCCGGGAGGUCUGGACGCGCAGGGAGUCAGGCAGGGAUGCCAGAAGCACCUCGUUUGCAUGCUUCUAGAACUAUAUUCAAAACCAGGAGUUUUGUUCUGUUCUUUGGAACACCCACAGUGGGGGCAAGUCUUGAUAACAUGGGAGGGAGCCUGGGGUUCUAAGGUAGCCGUGAGCCCCGGGAACUGGGUGAUGGCACACCGGGCCGUGCGCCUUUGGUGUGACGUGGGCCAUGCAGCUGGCCCCUCUCCAGUGAAGGUCCUCAAACAGGAGUUCUCAAAACGGGGCAAAAGCCAAACUGUGCUUUCCAGCGGGCUGCAUGAAAGGGAGCAGCGUUCAUCCGUGUCCCCGGGCCCAUGCUCCAGGCAGAAAGUUUACAACAAUGUGUUACAGAACACAGGAUGAGAUCUUUACCAGGGUCUGAACUGUUUACUGGGAGUACCUGAGACUUCCGUUUGGAAACUGCAAUGUUAAUAGUUUGAUGUUAGUGAACAAGUGCCUAAUGUUUGUGACCGUGUCUUGUCUUGAAAGGAGUUGCCCAGGGCUAAAAAUAAAACAGCCCAAAAUGCUAUUGA